Molecule: messenger RNA, 2448 nt
Organism: Aspergillus clavatus NRRL 1
Lineage: Eukaryota; Fungi; Ascomycota; Eurotiomycetes; Eurotiales; Aspergillaceae
Gene: vtc4
Product: putative vacuolar transporter chaperone (Vtc4)
Exons: 5
Coding region: 1-2448 (815 amino acids)
Biological process (GO): vacuole fusion, non-autophagic; microautophagy; vacuolar transport
Cellular component (GO): fungal-type vacuole membrane; vacuolar transporter chaperone complex
Source: RefSeq, a predicted model, not a curated record
AUGAAGUUCGGCGAGCAUCUCCGAUCAUCCAUGAACAAGGAGUACUUCUGGUACUACAUCGACUACGGCACGCUCAAGAAAGCGCUCAAGACCGGCUACGUCAGCGACCCGACGCCCGAAAACCCCAAGCCCGACCCCAAGCCAUGGACGGAGGAGAACGAGAAGCGCUUCGUGUCGCUGCUGGAGAGCGAGCUGGACAAGGUCUUCAACUUCCAGAAGAUCAAGAGCGAGGAGAUCGUGCGCCGCAUCCAAGCAAGCGAGAAGGAGGUGAAUGAUGUCGUGGCGCGGCUGGAUACUGCGACCGAUGCGCGGCGGCACAGCGUGCGGCCGCCAGUUGCUCCGCCCUCGGAUGAGGACUUCCUGCUGUUGGAGCAGGUGCUGAGCGAUAUCAUUGCCGAUGUGCAUGAUCUUGCCAAGUUUACACAGCUGAAUUAUACAGGGUUCCAGAAGAUUAUCAAGAAGCAUGAUAAACAAACGGGAUGGCAUCUGAAGCCUGUGUUCGCUGCCCGGCUCAAAGCCAAGCCCUUCUUCAAGGACAACUAUGAUGCUUUCGUGGUGAAGCUCUCGAAGCUCUACGAUCUGGUGCGCACCAAGGGCAAUCCCGUGAAGGGAGACUCCUCGGCUGGAGGCACACAGCAGAACUUCGUUCGCCAGACAACCAAAUACUGGGUGCAUCCCGACAAUAUCACCGAGUUGAAGCUGAUUAUUCUCAAGCAUCUUCCCGUUCUUGUCUUCAACCCAAACAAAGAGUUUGAAGAAAAAGACACCGCCAUCUCUUCCGUUUACUUCGAUAAUACCGACACAUGGGAGCUGUACAUGGGACGUUUGAAGAAAACGGAGGGAGCGGAAGCGAUCCGGUUACGUUGGUAUGGCGGAAUGGAGAGUGACCAGAUUUUUAUUGAGCGAAAGACCCAUCGCGAAGACUGGACUGGUGAGAAGUCGGUCAAAGCACGCUUUUCGUUGAAGGAGAAAUAUGUCAACGCCUACCUGUCGGGUCGCAUGACCGUGGAGAGCAUAUUCGAGAAGAUGCGCAAGGAGGGCAAGAAGAGCGAACAGGAGAUCAAUGACCUGGAGCAACUGGCGCGGGAGAUCCAGUAUCGGGUCAUCAGCCGCCGGCUGGAACCUGUGACUCGAACAUUCUACCACCGGACGGCUUUCCAGCUUCCCGGAGAUGCGCGAGUUCGUAUCUCUUUAGAUACUGAGCUGUCCAUGAUACGGGACGACAACCUCGAUGGCCGCCAGAGAUCAGGGAACAACUGGCGUCGAAUGGACAUUGGUGUCGACUGGCCCUUUCCACAACUGCCGCCGGAUGACAUCGACCGAUUCCCUUAUGCGGUGCUUGAAGUCAAGCUGCAAACCCAAGCUGGCCAGGAGCCGCCCAAGUGGAUUCGUGAGUUGACCGCAAGUCAUUUGGUUGAAGCGGUGCCCAAAUUCAGCAAAUUCAUCCACGGGACAGCGACCCUUUUCCCGGACCGCAUCAACCUGCUUCCCUUCUGGAUGCCCCAGAUGGAUGUAGAUAUCCGGAAGCCAGCGACUCGCCGAUUCGGAAUCCAGCGGCCCCUUGCCAGUACUUCUCUAUCCGCCAACGAAACCCCAGAAGACGACGAAUCGGAUGAGGACGAGUCGGACGAAAUUCAGGUUCGUGCUCGUGCCCGAGGCGCGGCACCUGAUGGACGGCCCUCAUUGGAAGAAGUCGAGCCCAAUGCUUUGUUCGAGGAGGAUGGGAACUCGCUAGAUAUUGAGGAGCGUAUCGCCGCUCAACCACUUCCCGGAGACGAAGACUAUCCCCUAUAUGAUUCGGACGAGGAGUCGGUCGACUCUGACGAAUUGGAAGAAGCUCGCAGAGUGGGCGGUCGAUACUAUUACGGAAAGCUCUUUCAGUUCUACACCCAUCGCUUCGGCCAUGCAUUGAUCAACGGUCUUAAGGCCAUUGCUCCCGGCCCACGGCCCACUAGCCUUCCCGCCCCAGAACAACGCGGUAUCAGCGUGAUGGGUACCGAGCGGUCAGUCAAGCGAUUCAUGGCUCCCAAGGGCAAGCGUAUCCACGUGCCCGUUCGCGUCGAACCCAAGGUCUACUUCGCCGCCGAGCGAACCUUCCUGUCCUGGCUGGAAUUCUCGAUCCUCCUCGGCACCAUCGCAGCCACCCUGCUCAACUUCGGCAACGACUACAUCACCUUCGCGUCCUCGUGGGCGUUCACCAUCCUCGCGGCCGCGGCGCUCCUCUACAGUCUGGUCCUGUACAUGUGGCGCGUCGACAAGAUCCGCAAGCGCAGGGAUGUCAAACGCGUGUAUUAUGAAAAAUGGGGCCCCACCGUCGUCGGCCUUGGCCUGGUCACCGUCAUGAUGGUGAAUUUUGGCCUCCGCGCGCGGCAGGCCGGGUUUACGUCGCGCGAUGGCGGUUCUGGGCAUUUUGGAUCUGGUCGGGGCUCGAUGGGAGGCGAGUUGUAA